AUGGAAUUUAAAGAACUGCCCAUCGAGCCACAUGGCAUCAUUUGGCAAGAAAACUUCAUCUCUAUCGAACAUGAGCAAAAGCUCAUCUCCAUCUUCCUCAAUGAGCUAGAAUGGGCCGAUCGCCCUGGUCGAUUAUCACUACACUACGGCUACACAUUCGACUAUAAAACAUUUGAUAUAGACCCCGAAAUCCCAUACAAGGAAUUUCCAGAAUGGUUGCAGCCCCUCAUCCCGACAACCGAAAACCGCCCACCAGACCAAGUCUGUCUGCAGUAUUAUCCUCCAGGCGCAGGCAUCCCCCCUCAUGUAGACGCACACAAACCAUAUGAUCAACUCUACGCCUUGUCACUUGGUGCACCAGCCAUGAUGGUAUUCCGACGGGGCGAGGAGCGCGUCGAAGUUGAUCUGACGCCGCGCAGCAUGAUGCAGAUGAGUGGGGACUCAAGGUUGCAUUGGACUCAUGGCAUCAAGAAGCGCAAAAACGACACUAUGCCUGAUGGGUCCUUGAGGCCGCGCGAGAACAGGUGGAGUAUCACCUAUCGCUGGCUUAGAAAUGGGGAAUGUGAAUGUGGGAAUUUGGACCUGUGUGAUACUGCACAACGGCGUAAUGGAAUGGAGAAGGAGAAGAGGUCUGUGAAGGCGUUGGUUGAGAAAGCUGAGGGUGACGCACCCGUUGCAUAA
This is a messenger RNA of Penicillium soppii, 681 nucleotides long. RefSeq lists its product as uncharacterized. Lineage: Eukaryota; Fungi; Ascomycota; Eurotiomycetes; Eurotiales; Aspergillaceae. Gene Ontology annotation, molecular function: demethylase activity; oxidoreductase activity. Gene Ontology annotation, biological process: oxidative demethylation. The transcript has a single exon. The coding region runs from base 1 to 681 and encodes 226 amino acids. The record is from RefSeq and is a predicted model, not a curated record.